This is a messenger RNA of Trametes versicolor FP-101664 SS1, 1041 nucleotides long. RefSeq lists its product as uncharacterized. The transcript is spliced from 3 exons. NCBI's taxonomy places the organism in Eukaryota, Fungi, Basidiomycota, Agaricomycetes, Polyporales, Polyporaceae. The record is from RefSeq and is a predicted model, not a curated record. Bases 1 to 1041 code for a protein of 346 amino acids.
AUGCACGCCUCAAUCGCUCUCAUCGCGCUCGCGGCUGCUUUCCAAGUGACGGGGAAACCCGCGCCUGCAGUACCUGCACCGGGGAUCACUGCAGCUCCCGCGGCCAUCGACGCGGUGCGACUACAAGGGAGGGACGUCGUGUCGACUAUUCCAUUCGCCAGCUGCACGCUCAUCGUGGAGUGCUGCCAACAAGUACUCACGGUCCCCGUCAUCCCUGCGAGCUUCACGGCGCUUCUACCCAGCGGCCUUACGGCUCCUAUCCCAUUCCCAACUCUGGGCCCGGUUGUUGGCGUACAGUGUAUCCCCGCGACCAGCAAAGAUAUCGAGGGAAGCUCAUGUGUCGCGGGCGGAUCACCUAUGUGCUGCCAGCAAGACCUCACUGAUCUCGUCGCAGAGGGAUGUCAGCCGGUCGUCAACAAUCCGCCCUCCAUCACGCUACCCUCGCUCCCCCUCCCUACACUCCCUCUCCCCACCUCGCUCCCGAUUUCCAUCCCCGGUCUCCCUACCAUAUCUGUCCCUGGCCUCCCCAUCUCCCUCCCGCUCGGGGGCAGUCCGUCCUCCUCAAGCGGUCUGCUCGGGCUCCCGCUCCCGUCGCUCCCGCUCCCCUCCCUGCCGCUAGGUGGAGACCCUGUACCGACCACGUCGUCAGGUUUGCUCGGUCUCCCGCUCCCUUCCCUCCCUCUCGGCGGCAGCCCGACGUCUUCAUCCUCCGGUCUGCUCGGCCUUCCCCUCCCCUCUCUCCCGCUUCCAAUUGGAGGAAGCCCGACGUCCUCAUCCUCUGGCCUGCUAGGCCUGCCUCUGCCUUCCCUUCCGCUCGGAGGAAGCCCGACGCCCACGACGUCUAGCUUGCUCGGCAUUCCUCUUCCUUCGCUCCCGCUCGGCGGCAGCCCCAGCCCGACAUCGUCUAGCCUGCUCGGUAUUCCUCUGCCUUCACUUCCGCUUGGAGGCAGCCCCAGCCCGACGUCGUCCAGCCUGCUUGGCCUUCCAAUCCCGUCCCUGCCCCUCGGACUCGCGUCGGAGGCGCCGGCCCCGUCGGUUUGA